AAGUUGAUCAUCCUUAAAACCAGUGGAGGAAGAACUGCAUCUCUUCAAACGGCACUACUUACUAACUUGUCAGGAGUCAGAAAAGAAGAAGAAAAGGGAUGCUGCCGCUGGAGACACUCACCGCUGGCCGUGAGGUGGUCGACACUGAAGUCACUGCCCUUCUGCUUCUAAUGCUGCUACUGCUGCUCUUCACUGCCUGGAGCCAAACAAACCGGUCACAUAUACCUGGUCCUUCCUUCUUGGCAGGACUCGGUCCUAUCCUCUCCUACAGCAGAUUCAUCUGGACUGGGAUAGGAACAGCGAGCAACUACUACAACCACAAAUAUGGCAGCAUUGUCCGGGUCUGGAUUAAUGGCGAGGAGACCCUUAUUUUGAGCAGGUCUUCAGCAGUGUAUCAUGUUCUGAGGAGCGCCCACUACACAGCCAGAUUCGGGAGCAAAAAAGGGCUGGAGUGUAUUGGGAUGGAAGGGAGGGGUAUCAUUUUCAACAGUGAUGUCCUGCUCUGGAGAAAAGUGAGGACAUAUUUUUCUAAAGCUCUGACAGGCCCCGGCCUCCAGAGGACAGUGGGAAUCUGUGAGAGCUCCACAGCCAAACACCUGGACUGCCUGCAGGAGAUGGCCGACCCCUCCAGACAUGUGGAUGUUCUCAAUCUGCUGAGAGCCAUAGUGGUGGACAUCGCCAACAGGCUUUUCCUCAGGGUGCCACUCAAUGGUCAGCUGCACAUUCACUGUCAUAUUCUACAUCUCAAACUCAAACUUAUUUUCUGCCAGCAAAUAAUAUUUCAAGUUGUUGCACUGCAGCUCCUAAAUCUGUUAUGUUGUAACUCAGAAAAGGACUUGCUGAUGAAAAUCCAAAACUACUUUGAGACCUGGCAAACAGUUUUGAUAAAGCCUGAGAUGUUCUUCAAGAUCGGAUGGCUGUACAACAAGCACAAAAGAGCAGCCCAAGAGUUGCAGGACGAGAUGGAGAGCCUUCUUGAAAUGAAAAGAAAGAUUAUAAAUGAGUCUGAGAAGUUGGACGAUGAUCUUGACUUUGCAACAGAGCUCAUCUUUGCUCAGAACGUCGGGGAGCUUUCAGCAGAUAACGUCAGGCAGUGCGUGCUGGAGAUGGUGAUUGCAGCACCUGACACACUUUCCAUCAGCCUCUUCUUCAUGCUGAUGCUGCUGAAACAAAACCCAGAUGUGGAGCUGAAGAUAUUGGAGGAGCUGGACACUGUCUUGAGUGAAAAAGGUGAAAACAUUGAUUAUCAGAGCUUGAAAGUGAUGGAGAGUUUCAUCAAUGAGUCUUUGAGGUUUCAUCCUGUGGUUGAUUUCACAAUGCGAAAAGCUCUGGAAGAUGACAACAUCGAAGGCACUAAAAUUACAAAAGGAACCAACAUCAUUCUCAACAUUGGUCUUAUGCAUAAGACUGAAUUCUUUCCAAAACCCAAAGAGUUUAGCCUGAUGAACUUUGACAAAACAGUGCCCAGUCGAUUCUUCCAGCCCUUCGGCUGCGGGCCUCGUUCCUGCGUGGGCAAACACAUCUCUAUGGUGAUGAUGAAGGCCAUCCUGGUCACUCUGUUGUCUCGCUACACCGUGUGUCCUCGCCGAGGCUGCACCCUCAACAGCAUCAGGCAGACCAACAACCUGUCGCAGCAGCCUAUGGAGGACGAGCACAGCCUGGCCAUGCGCUUCAUCCCUCGAACAACAUGAACUCAACAGUCAGCACUGAGACACAUGCAGGGGUUACAAUUUGGUGAAAAACACUUAAUAUUGCAAAUUUUCAAUGAUUUCAACGAUACAGAAAUAUUCCCUGGCCAAGGUUGUACAAAUGUGCAAAAAACCCACAAACUAAUAGUUUUUAGUUCUAUAUCUUGUACUAAAUUUCUGAUGUCCCAACAGAUGUGUUGUCUACUUUAACAUUAAUUACAUUUAGUGAAUUUGUUGGAAGGUUUUAGCCGAUACAGAGCAGUGCAAGCAUGAUUACCUGGCCCAUGGGAUACUGUAUGGAAAACCAGGGAGGACAUGGAUAUAGAUUUAGUUUUGUUGUAUUGAGAGGACACACAAAAAAUAAUGUUUAAAAAUGACAUGCAUGUCCUAAUGUGGUGCCAACCUUUUUUUGUUUAAGACCUGAACUGAGGGAAUACAGCUACUAGUUUUUCAUUUUGUUAAUCAUCAAUGAUAAUCCUAGUUCAGUCAUGCUAUCAUGAUCAUGUAACAUAUAUAUUUUAUAUACAGUAUGUUUCAUAGUAUUAUAGGGGUUACUGUAUUAAACAUUAUCAAAGUUAAAACAGCUAAAGUAUGGUAUAGUGAGUAGUGUUUUAUGCAAGGUAAUGUUAGAAUUAGAAAUAUGUCAAAUAUAUGUCUUAGUAUGAUGAUAAGAUGAAUCCAGGUAAAACCUAUUACCCAUCACUAUUUCUUAUUGUUUUCUUGUGUUAAAUCUCUAUAAAUGUUAAAAAGAGACAGUUAACUUCUUUUUAGGGUAUCAGUGAAUGGAAAUGUGGACUGUGCGACAAAGGCAGCGAAUCAAAUGUUACUAAUACGUUUUUUACAUUUGGUGUAUGUAGUAAGUAAACAAUGCUCAUUCAAUAUAUAUUUGAAAUAUUGUUUUAUAUUGUAGCAAAUAUCAAAUUAGAAUAAAGAACAUCAGA
Messenger RNA from Perca fluviatilis (European perch), 2629 nucleotides. RefSeq names its product aromatase-like. The transcript has 9 exons. Lineage: Eukaryota; Metazoa; Chordata; Actinopteri; Perciformes; Percidae. The coding region runs from base 99 to 1691 and encodes 530 amino acids. The record is from RefSeq and is a predicted model, not a curated record. Gene Ontology annotation, molecular function: iron ion binding; monooxygenase activity; heme binding.